AUGGAAUUUAAUUCAGGUGUUAGUAUGUUUUUACCUGAUUCAAUUGGGCUUAAUGAAAAUGAUUUUGAUGAAGAAGAUAAUGAAGAUAUUGUUCAUGAACAAACAAAUCAAAAUGAAAUUGUUGAAUUAAUUAUGGCUGCUUUUGAAGGACAUGAAGAACCAUCUGAUGGUGACGAUGAUGAAGAUGAUGAGGAUGAUGAUGAUGACGAUGAAUCAAUGAAUACAUCAAAUUUAAGUCAUCAUCAUCAUCAUCAUAUAUCUAAUGAUCAUGAAAUAUUAAAUACAAAUAAUAAUAAUAACAAUAAUAAUAAUGAACAUUAUGUUCAACAACAGCAACAGCAACAACAUGAAAUAUUAUAUCGAAAUCAUUUAUAUCAACAACCUUUAUACUCCACUCCAGCUGUAUCCACUCCACCACCAUUAGUUCCGCCAUCAGCUACAACAGAUGUUCGUCGAUUUGAUGAUCAUACUCAAUAUACCCAAGCACGUUAUCAACAAUUUAAUGAUCAUAAUAAAACUGAACAAGAAAUUCCAUUUACAUCGAAAAGUUCUGCUUUAGUUCAUUAUCAAAAUCCAAAUCGUCAAUUAAAUCAUACAGCAUCAACAACAGCUGUACAAUAUUUUGAUUCAUUACCUACAAUAGAUCUAAGUGAUCCAAUGCAAACACAAUAUAUGUAUCAAACAUCAACAAUGAAUUCAUCUGAUGCACAAAAUCAAAUAAAUAAAUAUCGUAUUUUAUGUAAUGCUAAAGAUCGACGAAUAACUGAACUUGAAAAUCUUUCUACGCAAUUAAAUGAAAAAUAUAAAAGUGAAAUACGUGUACUUAAACAUAAAAAUGAAUUAAGUGAACGAGCUAAAUAUGAUUCUGAUCAACGUUAUCAGUCUAUAACUAGACAAUGUGAAGAAUUAAUUGAAACAAAUAAUCAAUUACAACGAACAAUAAAAGAUGCUGAAUUACGAAUUCAACAAUUAGAAGGAAAUAAAACACAACUUGAACAAAAAUUAGAUGAAGCUGAAUCAAUAAUUGAUUCACUUCAUAAAAGAGUGAAUGAAUUACAAAAAUUUGAUACAAUUGCACGUACACAACAAGAUUGUGAACUUGUUUUAGCUAGUACACGUGAAAAACAUGAACAAGAAAUACUUAAUCUUAAUGAAAAAUUGCAAAUGAUACAAAUGAAUUUACAAGAAAAAACAACAGAAGUUGAUGAACUUCGUAUGCAACUUGAAACUGCUUGUAAAAAUAAUGAAAAAGCUAUCUUUGAAAGAAUGGAAUCAAUUAGUAAUUUAAAUCAACGAUUACAUGACUGUCAAAGACAAUAUACUGAUUUAUUAUCAAGUAAAUCAAUGGAAACAUUUAAUGAAACAGAAACAAAAAGACAAUUAAUGCGUUUAACAGAAGAAAAAGAAAAAGUUGAAUAUACAUGCCAAGAAUUACAGUCGGAAAUUCGAACAUUACGAGAACGUCUUGGUAUAACAGAACAUGAAGUGAAUAAUGAUUUAUUUGGUAUAUCAAGUAUAUCUGUUAAUGAAUUAUCAAGUAUUAAUCGACAAGUUGUUCCACAUAAUUCAACAAGUUUUGAUAAUCCAAAUGAUUCAUUAAUUAAUGAAAAUCAUCAUUUAAAAGAUCGUAUUGAUGAAUUUGCAUCGAAUGAAAAAAAUCUUAUUGAAAUCAAUGAAGAAUUACAACGUCAAAUUCAAGAAUUAACACGUAAAGAUAGUACAAGUUCAGAUGAAAUUAUUAUAUCAAAUAGUAUUCAUAUGGAACAAAUACAUAGUUUAACAAAACAAAUUGAAAUAUUAAAAAAAGAUUAUCAAAAUUUACAGGAAAAAUAUGAUUAUGAAACACAAGAAUUACAAACAAUUAUUGAACAAUUACGUGAAGAUAUAACAGAUUUAGAUAAAACAAAACAACUUUAUAUUGAUGUUUGUCAAGAGAAAAAUUCGAUUGAAGAUAAUCUUCGAGCAAAAUUUGAAUAUGAAAUAAAACUAAAAUUAGAUGAUUUACGUCGAACAUUUGAAAAAGAUUAUAAUGAUAAAAUUUUAAAUUAUAAAUCAAAUUAUGAACAAGAUAAUCACGUAUUAAAAUCAAAAUAUAAUCAAGAUUUAGAACAACAAACAAAAGAAUUAAAACAAGAAAUUGAAAGAAUUAAAAUUAAUCAUGAAAAAAUGAUUCAUGAAUUAAAUAUUGAGCUUGAUCGAUUAAGAUCUAAUGAUGAUGCUAAAAAUCGUUUAACUUAUGUUGAAAAAGAAUUUGAACAACUUAAACAUGAUUAUUCUGAUUUACAUUCUAAACAAAAAGAAUUAAUUCAUAAUUGUAAAACACUUGAAGAUGAAAAUCAAAAUUUAUUACAAACUAUUGAACAAUUUGAUCAAGAAAAAGCUCACUUACAAACUGUUGAAGAAAAAUAUUCGAAUGAAAUUCAACAAUUAAAUGAAUUAAUUGAAAAACAAAAAUAUGAUUUAUUAAAUCUUUCAUCAAGACAACAUAUCGAUAAGAGUGAUAAUGAUUUAAAACAAAAUGUUGAUGAUUUACAAACACGUAUACAUAAUUAUGAAAAUGCUGUUAGUCAAUAUGAAGAAUAUCGAUUAAAAUUAGAAACAAAUCUACAAAAAAUUACUCAACAACGUGAUACAAAUAAAAUGGAUUUAAGAUUAACAAGAGAUAUAUUAACGAAUAAAGAAAGUGAAUAUAAUCAAAUUAAAAUACGUUUUGAUGAAACAGAAAAACAUUUACAAGAAUAUAAAGAACGUCAAAUACAAAAUGAUAAAAUUAUACAUGAUUUAGAAAAACAAAUUGAACAAUACGAACAACAAAUUCUAGAAUUGAAUCAAACAAAAUUAAAAAAUCUUCAGGAAAAAGAAAUUGAAUAUCAUGAUAAAUUUGUAUCAAUUCAAACCGAGAAAAAUCAAUUUGAACAACGUUUACAAGAAGCAAAUCGUGCACUUAAUCUUGCUGAUAGUCAUUUAAAACAAGAAAUUGAAAAAAUUAAAUUAAAUCUUGAACAAGAAUAUAAUCGUCGUUAUGAACGUGAUCAAAAACAACAUCAAAAUGAUUUACAACAAUUACGACAACAAUUAACAACUGAUUUUGAAAAACAAAAAACGAAUCUACCAAUUAUUCAAUCUCAUACAUCAGCACAAGAUAUUGAAGAAGUUAAAAAAAUGUAUCGAACAGAAAUUGAUCGUUUAUAUCGUGAAAAUAUUGAAUUAAAUCAAAAUCAAGCGAAACUUAUUGAUACACAUUCAAAACAAAUGCAAAUUAUGAAAAAAGAUUUAGAUGAUGGAUAUAAUAAUGUUAUUAAUGAAUUUCAACAUGAACAAACACGUUUACAAACACGUUGCGAACAAUUAAAACAACAAUUAAAUGAUACACAACAAAUAAUUGAACAAUUAAAGAAAAAUCAUUCGGACGAUAUUACAAAAAUUAGAGAAAAAGUUACUUUAGAACAAGAUAAUAGAAAUAGACAAGAAAAUUUACAAAAUCGUCUAGAUCAUCUUGUUAAAUUACUUGAACAAUCCAAUGAAUCGUUGAAUCAAGAACGGGAAUUACAUACGAAACAAGAAAAUGAAUAUCAACAAACGAUUUCUUCGUUACAAAAGAAAAUUGCUGAUAUGAUCAAACAACAUACAAAAGCGAUGGAUGAAAUAAAACAAGAUCUUCAUCAAGAGCGUGUAUCAGCACAGAAACGUACUACAACACGACCAAUAUGUGUACCAGAAUAUGUUCAAACUGAUCUAUCAUUAAAUGAUAUCAAAUCAGAUUAUAUAGCAACUAUAGAAAAAUUACGAGAAUUGUUUACAAGUGAAAUGCUCGCGCUAUUACGACUGACAUGCAAAAUGAUUUUUGAUGUUCAUCAUCGAGUGGGAAUAGCUCAUUAUAUGGACAAUCUGGAAACUUCAGUAAAAAAACAGAUGCAAAAUGAAUUAGUAAGAAGUCGUAAUUCAAUGAUUAAAGAAAUCCGUCGUGAAUUAUUUGAAAAAAUGACCUUUGCUAUGAGAAGUCAAGGAGUACCUGAUACCACUAUUGAUAUGCAUGUAUUCGAACUUGAUCGUCUUCUAUCUCAGAUGGCUCAAGAUUGUUUAAAUGCUUUAAGUACAUCAUCAUCUACAUCUUCAUCAAUCUAUUCGACUGUAUCAUCAACUUCAUCUUUAACAACUCCUCAACGUCGUUCAAUUAUUUAUGAUUCUAACAGUUCAACUAAUUUAUCUAAAUCAAAAUUUUCUGACAAUAAUCAUACACCAUUACGAAAAUCAAUCGAAUGUUUAUACAUCACUCCAACAGCAUCGAAACAAACUGCACCAUUAGCACCACAUUGUCAAUCCACACUUGAUGAUGAUCGUCGUCCAAAAUCAGCAUCGACAACAUACUUAGCUAGUCAAAAUUCAUCAACACCAACUGUUCUUUUAACACGUACACAUAAAUCUCCAUAUUCAACAAAUAAAAAUUUUAAUACAAAAAUGUAUCGAAGUGAAGAUGAUUUAAUGGCAGCUAUGCAACGUCAUGAUGAUCAACAAAAAACUGAUUUAGAUGAUGCAGAUGAAGAAGAUGCUGAUACAAUAGUUUCAGGUGAAAAUGAUGACCAACAACAACAACAACAACCAAAUGUUCGAGCAUUAGCACGACAAUUUGAACAAAAAACAAAUUCAUUACCGGGUCAUAAUCGUUCAAAAACUAAAGUUCUUGAUAGUUCAUUAUCAACAACAUACUAUGCAACGGCACGAACAAUUAUAAAUGAACAACAAGAAGAAAAUGAGGAGGAAGAAUUAACGUGGCCACAAAAUCCGCAACAAACUCCAACUCAACCCAGUGGAAUUAAAAAAUUUGUACGUAGUGGUUUAAAAUUAUUCUCUAACAACAACAAUCACAACAACAAAAUAAAAAAACAUGAAAAUAAUUCAUAA
Adineta steineri is the source of this 4902-nucleotide messenger RNA. NCBI's taxonomy places the organism in Eukaryota, Metazoa, Rotifera, Eurotatoria, Adinetida, Adinetidae. The record is from the annotation of a GenBank genome assembly.